CCGGCCAAAUAAAUAAAUAUGUAUUAGCUAUUAGCUAACAGUACUGUAUAGAGACCUGAGUAUUUAUGAGUGGAUGAUGGUACUGUGGCCAGGCAGGCAAAUAUCUUUGUUCUAAGAGACAGAUGCUAGAACAUUUAGGGGUGAAAUGGCACUGUCUUCAAAUUACUAAAGACUGAAUUUCUAUAUCUAGUUGAGAAAUCAAAUUGCCAUGGAGUUAGAGGCCAGAGGAAACAAGUAACAGUCUCUUCUACAACAGUUGAGGAGAAGAGGCUGGGUCAUCGCUGCUCUGGGUAGCUCCGAGAGCCCUCAGUGCCGGUGUUUGCAUGGGUUCGGGUAUAGGAAGAGCCAUGGCCUACAUCCAGUCUGUCUACCCAGAGAUCAUCCACAAGGGCACAUGUGCACAGGUGUAAGCCACGUCCUUCCAUGCCAAUAGUCCUGCGUCAGCUGAGCAUGGCAGCAGUGCAUCAGCAGCACGUGGGACCCUGUGUGCUUUACGGCAGAGGCCCGAAAGCUGUUGUUGCUGUGUCAGGGUCAGCUACGAGGUCGGUGUUCGGUGCUCCAUUGGUGGCUGGCAGCUUGGCCUAGGCACUUCUCUGACUGAGGCGACCAUGGCGGGGGUCACAGCGCUAAUGCGGAAAACUCAAGACUAUGUGAAGACCAAGGAGUUCCGGGAUUACAUAACCAGCACCCACUUCUGGGGUCCUGUGGCCAACUGGGGCCUUCCACUGGCCGCUUUCAAGGAUAUGAAGGCGGCUCCUGACAUCAUCAGCAGCCGCAUGACCACGGCGCUCAUCUUCUACUCCAUGGCUUUCAUGCGCUUUGCCUACCGGGUCCAGCCUCAAAAUUACCUGCUGAUGGCAUGCCAUCUCACCAACAUGGUGGCGCAGAGCAUUCAGGAGAGCCGUUACCUUAAGUACCACUAUGGUGGUGGCGCCAAGGCCAGCAACCCUCCGGUCAAAUAAGCUUGAUGACUAGGGGAUGGGAGAGGUAGCCUGGACUCUAUUCCUCCUAAAGAAAGGUCAAGGAAAACUUUGGUUUGGACUCUAAAACAGUGCAAACCCGAUUUAAACCUGUAGUUUGGCUCAUUAAAAAAGCAUGAAAUUGCUCUUGAGUGUUGCCCGUUUUGUGAACUGCCAGGGAAGAGGUUUCGCAGGUACAGUCAGGGUUAGACAAGGGAGAAAGACAGGAG
This is a messenger RNA of Peromyscus californicus insignis, 1189 nucleotides long. RefSeq names its product mitochondrial pyruvate carrier 1 like (gene Mpc1l). The transcript has a single exon. NCBI's taxonomy places the organism in Eukaryota, Metazoa, Chordata, Mammalia, Rodentia, Cricetidae. Gene Ontology annotation, biological process: pyruvate import into mitochondria. Gene Ontology annotation, cellular component: mitochondrial inner membrane. The record is from RefSeq and is a predicted model, not a curated record. Bases 609 to 962 code for a protein of 117 amino acids.